AUUCUUAUUAACAAAUAACCCCCGUGAUAAACAGCAAGCAUGGCCAGCGGAGUACCAAUUAUUAUUCUGAGUAAGUUACUAAUGUUUAUUAAAAGUUACAGUAUUCAUUUUAGUGUAAACUAAGCAAUCUAAAAUUCAAUUAUUUUUUCGUUAAAUUUCAGACCAAAACACAAAGAGGGAGUCUGGAAGAAAAGUCCAGCUUGGAAAUAUUGAAGCCGGCAAGGUAGGACCCUCAAUAAUGUAGUCAUAAUAGGAAAAAGUAAAUGAUAAAGAGCGUCGCUAACGCAUACAUAGUGUAGAUUCCAGAAUGUUCUUUUAUUUUCCUGUAUUUUUUCUGUCCAAUUUUUCUAAAUUAAAUGAUUAUGACUAUUAAUUGGUAAUAAUUUUGCAAUCUGUCGCCUACACAAAUGUUUCAAGCGUCUUUUAAUUAUUCAAGUCCUGACCGUUGUUAAGUUAGCUCACUAAUCUGAACUUACUUCUCGAUACUGACGGCUGAUGGUCAUGGUUUCAUUACAAAAAAUAUAAAAAAAUUAGGUAAUUUAAAAAUUUAAUUUUAGUUUUAGUAGGACAUUAAAUGGCCAUUGGGCUAAUAUUAAGGACGGCUGCCACGGCGUCUUUUGUGUGUUUAUUAUAGUUGCUUGAGGGAUCGAUUUAGGGUUCAUUAGGAUAGGCAUACUCGGCAUAAGGAUCGAUUUAGGGUUCAGGUUAGGCAUAGGGAUCGAUUUAGGGAUACAUUCGUGAAAUUCGAUAAAAUAGUGGCAGUCGUCCUUAAAAUUUACCGGCCAUUGUUUUUGAUUGAGGCUGAGGCCCGUUGUCACGGUUGAAAAGAACCUCAGUGUGGCCCACACGCUGGAAAUUUUGUAUUUCUCAUUUCUGUCACCCUAGGUCCUAGACCUUAGUCCUAGUGUACCACAAAGAGUUUCAUUUUGACAAACUUUAUAAAGCCCAUCCAUAUGAUGCUUGAUGUCACACUUGUAAGGGUUGGGUGGGUCACGAAUCCGUGAUAAAAUGAUAUGUGGUAAAAGUGUCUUUAUUCUUAAUGGCAAUGGCAACAAAUUGCGCUGGAUCCGGGAAAUUCAAUUGUUUCACAUGUGAACAGUAUUCUUGCUAGUUGGUUUGCUGUUCAUUUUGUCUUGGCACAACACAUGAAUAAUCAAAGUAUACCUUUUGCUUCAAACUAUAUCGGGAAGUUCUUAUCAGAGAGAAAGAAAACAGAGUUUAGGCUCUGAUUUGAUAGUGUUGUUGUCUAUGGCCGUUGGAAGAGGGGCCUACCCCUAGACUACUUUUCGCCACAUAUGUGUUUUCAGGUUGUGUGGGGCGACCCAUAUAAAAGGGUCAUUCAAGCCCCAAAGGUGUCCCGACCCUCAGGUUGAGAACCGCUGUCUAUAUUAAGUCAAUAUAAUGAGACAGGGCUGUGUGGGAUGUAUUAGGUAGCUACUUGGCAUGCCCCACAUUUGUGCAUUUAGUGGCAGGACAACAAAGUCACCAACACAACAGUCCUGGAUAGUGCCCACACAUUUUUCUGGCUCGGGUGAAUCAUAAAUUUGGGCCAUGCUAGUCACAAGUUGCUGUAUAGCAAACUGCCUUGGGAAGCUUAGCCCACUCGACGUGCUGUAUUAAAGACCGUUCUGGUUGGUGAAUUGCUGUCGAAAAGGGAUUUAAUCAGACUGAGAAAGUGCACACACUAACAUUGGAUAUCAGAAAAUCCAGUUGGAAGUCAAAAGAACAGUAAUUAAACCAGUCUUUAAAGCAAAUAUUUCUUAACUGCUGAUUUAAAUGUCCUUGUAGAUAAUACUGUAUGAUACACCACACCCACCAAAUACAUAUUAAUGACUGGAGUAAUAUUUGACUUCGCUCUAGUGAUUUUAGUUCAAGAAUAGUUUGAGUAGAGGCAAUUAGUAAAUUUGAAAAUUUAGCAAGUGAUAAGUUGAAGUAUUUUAGUUACAAUAAUGUGAUGAUACAAUCAUGCUCUUUAAUAAAUAAACUUUACAGGAAGAACACACUGUUUUUUAUGACUUUUGUGCAAUUGUUUUUCCACUAACAGACAGUUGCUGAUAUAAUCCGAACAUGUUUGGGACCAAGAUCAAUGUUAAAGGUAUUCUUUUCUAAAAUAUUUAAUAGCUUACAAAUGCAUAAUUAAAGAUAACUAUGGUUUUGGGUGUUGCUUGAAGAUGUCUUUCAAUUGAUCAUAUUUUUUCCUUUACCCUUAUUUGAUAAAAUUGUAAAAUUGUUUCCCUACUUUUUUUUUUUUUUUAUGUCAGAUGUUGAUGGACCCAAUGGGUGGCAUUGUCAUGACCAAUGAUGGAAAUGCCAUUCUUAGAGAGGUGAGUCCUAAGAAAAAUGUAUUGCCAUUUUUAUAAUUUUUUGCAGAAAAAAUGAAAGUACUGAUAAGUAAAUAUUUUUGGUAAAAUGUCUAGCACAGCAAACAUACCAUUGUUUAGAGCAGUGGUUCUCAACCUUCCAACUGCAGCGACCCUUUAAUACAGUUCCUCAUGUUGUGGCGACCCCCAGCCACCAAAUUAUUUUCGUAGCUACUUCAUAACUGUAGAGUAUAUGUGUUUUCAGAUGGUCUUAGGCGACCCCUGGGGAGGGGUCGCAACCCACAGGUUGAGAACCGCUGGUUUAUAGAAUGUUUAUAAUUGUAGCUUUGAAAAAAUUAUGUUUUGAAAUUUAAAGCCCCUCCUGCCUAAACUUUGUUAAUGUAAACUUAAUGUGAGUAUAUGAGGUUUCGACGCUUACCAGAUGCUGCACAGGUACAAUAUCCGGAACCAAGUCCGUAUCAAUACUGCAGUUGUGCUGUGUGUACGCUAACACAAGAAAACACAUCUGCACCCUGCUGUCGUAAGGGCCAUCCAUAUAUUACAUAGGCACAGAGGGGUGGGGUUGUUGAUUUAAGAGAUUUUUGCAUACUGGUGAUAUUGUACAAUGUGCAUGCACUUUUUAUACACACAUUCUGCCAGAACUAUCCUGAAAACAGUUAAUAAAUAGCCUAUUCUAUUUUCAUUAUAUCUCUUAUAAUAAUCUUUCCUCUCUUGUAUGAGUCUGUGUGUUUCCAAAAUUUGUGACAUAAUUAUUUAGUUCAACUGAACCAAACAUUAUAUUGGCUAGCCUGACAACGGUGUAGUACUAGAGCAGUGCAUGCUCCCUCCAAUUGCCACCUUCCUUAACAAAAACCUUUAGCUAGGAAAGUUAAUUUUAUUCCCCCUUCCUGUUGCACUUGAAGUUUUACAGGUUUAUAUGGAUUCUCAUAGUUGCCAUGCUUCUAGCAUCAACUACCAUUGCUUUUUGACUUGCCUGGGGGCUUGCUUUGGGAUGGACAUUUAGAAUGCAAGCUCAAUGUCUCCCUCACAGUAUUUCUUAAUAUACAUAUUCAUUACUAGUUAAUUCAGGGGUGGUCAAUGUUUUUGUCUGGAGGCUUGGGUAAUUUGUUGUUGGCGGCUCAUAAUUUGCUACAAGUCUAAAGCUCAAGUUAAGAAAUUGAAUUUUUUUUUUUAAAUAAUUAAGAGUAGAUGAUAAAGAACAGAUAAGUUGAGAAGAAAAUUCUUUAAUAAAUAGGAAAAUCAUAAAGCUGUUACCAGCUGAUUUGUAGUUAAUAGUGCAGUUAGUGAAAAAACAACCUGGUUCAUGGAAAGUCUUGCAUGCCACAUUAAUUGUUCAAACAAUAGCACUUACCUAGCAAUGUAUUGUCCAGAGGCAGGUCAUAAAUCAUUUAUUCACUUUUACAUUGUUCCAGCUCAAUGUUCAGCAUCCAGCUGCCAAAUCAAUGAUUGAGGUAGCUAGGACUCAAGAUGAAGAGACAGGAGAUGGGACUAAAUCUGUUAUUAUUUUAGGUAAAAUUUCCUGAUCAUGUAAAUUUAUUUAUUGAAGAUCUUUAAAUUACAAUUUUUACACUGUAGCCAUGUUAAUAACUAUCAGAAAUAAAAUAUAAAGUAAUCUUUUUUUCCUCAUUGCUAAUAUGAAUUUUGUUUUUUAAAGUGUUGUUUUUCCCAAAAGUGAAGUUCAUAGUGGUUUGAAAUUAUAGCAAUUUGCACUGAAUAACAUAAAUCAAUGUUAGCCUAUAUGUUGCCCUCUGUGUUUACUCUAGGUCCUUGCACACUUGAUACAUAGCUGCUACUCUUCAGUAUAUGCACCAAUUUGCAUUUUACAUUCUUUUAAUUUUUUUAGUAAACAAGAUUUGAUAUUACUGGAAAAAUUUUGUAAAUACAAAGUCAUAUUUUCAUUUCACAGCAGGGGAAGUUUUGUCAGUUGCUGAACAGUUCCUUCACCAACAGAUGCAUCCUACCAUUAUAAUAGCAGCAUACAGACAGGCAUUGGAGGACAUACUUGAUGAUCUCAAAAAUAAGAUUGCGUGAGUAGAUAUGAAUAAUUUAAGAGUUGACUACAGGAUACUUAGAGAUGAUUUAUUGCUGUUUGUCACAUUUAGUGGUUAUGCAAUUUGUCAGUUUCAAUAAAAAAGAUUGUUGUAUAAGACAUUUAAAAAUAGGAUUUUGUCUAAGGCCAGUGGUAAAAUGACAACUACUAAUCUAGUUUUAGUAUUAAAAAAAACAUAAAAUAUCUGCAAUGAAUAAUAAAUUAACUUAUCACUUAAUAAUAAAUUAAGAAAAUCUCAAUCGUUGCAAGAAAUGUUCUCCCUAGAUGCUUAAUUCUUUCAAUGUUUAAGGUUUUCUAUGUAGUAGAAUAAUAAUCUUGUGAAGUAAGAUAUUCAUUAUCAAUUGGUGGCAAGUAGGAGCUCAAGGGUUGGUGGUAGGUUUAUCUCAGCUUUUCCUAAAUAUGGUUUAUAUAAUAAAAUAUAAAAGUUAUGUCAUGGGAUGCAAUCUAUUAUUAUACAAAUUUGGUUAUCCUACAAUCAGCUGCAUGUUUAAAUUUUGUAUCCUCAGAGUUCCAGUGGAUAUAAAUAACAAAGAGGAAAUGCUUAAGAUUGUAAAGAGUAGUCUGGGAACUAAAUUCAUUAGUAAAUGGUAAGUAAAAUAACUUAUAUAGCAUAAAUUAAUUAAACUUAAACAUUUUUAUAUUCUGGUCUUCAGAUUUAAGAUGUUUAAAGCUAAUCAGUUUCCAACAAUUAAAAUCAUAGCACCAAUGGGCCAUCCAUUCCUCAAGUGAACUGAAAGGUAAUAUUUUCACACACACACACCCUCCUUGACAUACAUACUUUUUUGGGCUUACCCCUUUUGUGUAUAAAUAAGGCCCUUCUUUCUCCCUAACCCCAAAGAAAACCCACAAACCCAAACAUUAUACUUACAGACACGUAUGAAGUAAAAGGAAAUACAAAAAUCGUCCUAUACCAUGGUCUUUAACCUGGUGUACAUUGACCCUUUGUGAGAUGCAUUUCCUGGUCCAUGGCCUUCAUCUGACAGGUCAUGGAACGGAAAAGGUUAAGAACCCCCUGCUCAAAAAUGGUGUUAAAAUUAUGUUGUGUGUUUUUUCCUCUUUUGGUCACAGUUGCUGGCUUUGUCCUACUUUAAUUGAAUCUUUAGUUUAGCCAAAUGAAAUAAUAAAGUUGCAGUAACUGCAAAUCUCCUAAAUCAACAAUGCCCCACACACACCAAACAACACAACAUAUGCACACACACACGAUAUAAAGAUGAUAAAAAUUAUGAGCAGGCAGGUUUUUUGUGUAACAAGCUGGAACACGGGUGUGUUAAUAUAUGGUUUAUUGAAUGACACUUCUGUGUACUUUAUUAAGUGAUUUUUAUACAUAUAGAAUAUAGAUCCUUGUGUUGUCUUAACAGAUCAGCUUUUUUACAUUAAGUGUUAAUCAAUUACUCAAUCAGGAUGGAAUUAGCCUGUAAUAUUGCACUUGACGCUACCUCAACAGUUAUGAUUGAAGAAAAUAACAGAAAGGAGAUAGAUAUUAAGCGCUAUGCUAAAGUGGAAAAGGUAUGUCUUUAAAAUUUGUUUUCCUUAACUUACUUUAUCCAUCAUGUUUUUGUUUUUUUUCUUUUGUAUUACAUUAAUCCAAUUGUAUACUGUUUAGUGAUUAAGAUAAUGUACAUAACUUCAUAAUUAAUUCAGAUUCCAGGAGGCCUGAUUGAAGACUCUAAAGUGCUUAAAGGCGUAAUGUUCAACAAAGAUGUGACACAUCCAAAAAUGAGAAGGUUUGUUCCUUUGUCUCGUUUACUCUUUUUCCCACAGUCCACAGAAACUUUCUAAUGAGAUGUUAUAUUUACUUAACCUUUAUAAAUUGGUGCCCAAAUUUGAAACACUUUUAACAGUUUCUACAUAUACAAUUUUAAUCCUUUUCAUUAACUCUUUACAAUCCUAGAAUUUUUUUUCUCUCAUAUUUUUGGUGACCUUACAAAUAUGUCGAUUGCUUUUAGAAUCCAUGUCUAGAGUUCAUGGUGUUGUAUAUAAAUAUGUAGGCUUGAGUUGAAUGUUACUUCUAAAGUUAUAAGUUCAACUCUUUGAAUUUUUUAUUAAAAUUAUCAAACAUAAUUUUUUUAAUGAAAAAUUGUAAUAGUUUUGGUGAUCUGCAAAGAUGAAAAUAAAAUAAACUACCUAGUAUAUUUUCAUAAAAUCUGUUGAGAAUGAAAACUGAUUUUUGUUAUGUCAUGAGAUAAUCAGAAAAUUUUAUGAGCAUUUGACAAAAUUCUUAAUGAUUUUUUCUAUAUGGGGAAAUGAUUUUUAAAAAGUAACCAUUCCCCACCCCAUCACAAAGUGUUCACAAUAAUUACAAUUAUUAUUAUUUUACCUGUUAAAAUUAUUUACGCACAAGAAAACAGAUGUAUUCUAUUUUAUUUUGUCUUAUUUACACUUGAGGCACUUGGAACAUUAUCAGUUUUAGUAAUCCGUCUAAUGCUUUAAAAAUUUCCUCAGUGAAAUCAAUGUGGAGUUAUCAAUUAGGUAGCGUUAUUUCAUUUUUGUCAGGAUUUUCUUUUCUCCACUCCUAAAAGAGAUAUAGCUGGCAAUAUCAACAGUACUGUUUUGUUAACAUUGUGGUAAACAUCCAUUUAUCAACUGGUCAACACAACACAUAAAUGAAUUGUAUGAUUUAAAUUUAUGAAUACUUCGUUGGCUCACCAAUAAUUGAUUAACCCUUCUGGUACCGAAGUACUUUUUUGCUAUGUGUAGCCUCAGUACCGGCUAUUAUUUUGCCAAUUCUUCCAUGUGGCCAUGAUAUUAUUUCGGAAUAAGCCAAAAUAUGAUAGGUUUGCAAAUUAUUUUGUACCUUUUCUGUUUUAAACAAUUGGUAAUAAGAUGUAAGAAUUAUCUGUUCAGUAAUGGAUAGGGGUAUCAAAAAUACUAAUGUGUUUUGUUCACACAACUGUAACCCAUGUGUGUUUUCAGAUGGUCUUAGGCAACCCCUGGGAAAGGUUGAGAACCGCUGUAAUAUAAUGAAGAAAAUAUUUUAUGAGUCAAAUAACCUGCAUUCAUAAAGUUACACAUUUUCUAUGCGAAAGGAAAAAAGAGUUAAUCCCAUAAUGUCUCGAUAUAUAGAAUAUCUCUUAUGCACAUUGUCCAAGGUGCUGGCAACAGCAUUGUUUAAAUAGAUGUCUUUCUCUUUUAUUUUUUUUUAUGUGCGUUGGGCGUGAUUUUUAAAACACUUGUGAUCAUAUACUAUAUAGAUAUUGUAUUUGCAGCUCUUCCUAUAGAUUUAAUUUACAAAACUUCUCUCUUGUUAUUAUAUGAUAAACAAAGUAAUGCUUUUUACACUGUUCUUGAGAAAUAUCUCUUUAUAACGUUUCAGGCGUAUUGAAAAUCCUCGUAUUCUUUUGCUGGACUGCAAUUUAGAGUACAAGAAAGGAGAGAGUGUGGUAAGUAGAAUGUAUAGGUCAUACUGAUUUGGGGUGGGGGGCUGACAUUAAUCUCUUGUGGGAAAUGUAUUUAUAUUUUGAAAUUGGGAUGGGGAGCAAUGUUGGACAAGAGGGGGGGGGUACAUUCAAACUUUUAGGUGGUUGAAUGGGGUGUUGGGCAUAAAUAGGCUGGCAAAUUGAUGUAAAUAAUAUAAUGAAAUACUCCAAUUAAUAUAUCUCUUCAAAGGUUAAUUUUUUAGUAUGUAAUUAGACUAAAUAUUAUUUUCAAAUGUUUAUCUUUUAAUGUAUGGUUUACUGUGUUUCAGACAAAUAUUGAAAUCUCACAAGAGCAAGAUUUUUCGUAAGUUGCAAAUUUAUAUAUAUCAAUGGUAAUGAUUUGGAAUGUUUUACUUUAUACGUGCCUCAAUAUUUUAUGGGUCCUUAUUUUUCUUCUUUUUUUGAGUUUAUUUGUUGAUUUAUAAAACAUGAUUGACAGUUUCUGUCAUAACUUUUAUUUAACCUUUGAUUUGAUACCAAAAGGGACAGAUGAUGUAUGUAAAUUUUAUUUUGCAAGAAGGGGUGUUGGCUAAUCAUAAGUAUUAUAAAUCUUUGCUUAAAUUAAACCACUCCAGCCCACUUAUUUUUCACCUAUCAUUACUAUCAAGCCAUGCAAUGCCUUCUGAUUUUGUAUUAUUGAUAAGCAUUCUAUUACUUGACUUCAUAAUUAACUUUUUUGAUUUGGUAAGAUUGUAAAAAGAAGACUAAGGUAUUUUAAAUUGUGAAUCUGCUCAAAGUUUUGAUAUGGAUUGCUUAAUGGAGAGAAAAAGUAACAAAAUACACAAAUUUGCGAUAUGUGAUACUAGUAAUAUCAAGCAUUGGACUUUUUUUCAAGCAUUGAGAAAUGUUUUGAAAUUUAACACUCCUUUUCUUUUCUAUAAAUGUUAAACCAGACUAAAAUCUGAAAAGUUUUUGCGUGUUUCAUAAAGAAUUUUGGUUUAUAAUUUUAUUCAUUAAAGGACUUUUUACUUCCCCUGUUAUCAACCUUAAUUUUCUUGUAAGUUUUUUUUCUAUUAACAAAUAUAUUAUUCAAUAUUAAAAAUGUACCAUUAAAAAAUCGUAAUUGUUUGACAUGUUCUGAUAUGAGAAAAUACAAAAAUGUUAACAUAUAUUUGAAAGACAUGACUUUAAGACUGUGCUUAGAGAGUUUAGCAGAUGACACAUUUUAGCUUGCUUCUCUAAUUUUAUUCAUUUAUUCAUAUCUUUUUUAAACAGGAAGAUCUUAAAGCUUGAGGAAGAAUUCAUUGAAAAAGUGUGCAAGGAAAUCAUUGCACUCAAGCCUGACCUUGUUAUUACAGAAAAGGGUGUUUCAGACUUGGCACAACACUAUUUGGUUAAGGAAAACAUCACCGUCAUUAGAAGAGUUAGAAAAUCUGACAACAACAGAAUUGCAAGGUAAUAGUUGUAGAAUUUCUAGUUAAUUUUCGGGGGUUUUUUAUGGUAGAUCAUCAAUGAGCAUCAUUCCAUUUGGCUAACAGUAACAGCAGUGUGUUAGGGAGUCACACUGCAAAAGAGGGAGGACUACAAAAGGCCAACUUUAGCUAGGAGUCAAGGUUCUCCUACAAGAAGUGCAGCCGAGACUGCCAUUACGGGGCAUAAGGGCACUGACCAUCAAAUUUAAAUUUAUAGCAUUCUUAAAUAUAUUUUUUCAUUCCUAUGCACUGUGUCCGGAAAAAGUGGAAUCCUUUUUAUAAUGAUGAUCUCUAACCAGAGAAAUAAGCACCGGGGCACCACAAGGCUGCGUUAUCUCUCCUGUACUGUAUACAAUAUAUACAAAUGAUAUUCAAAGCUCAACCAACACCGUUCCAAUCUUCAAAUUUGCUGAUUAUACCACGAUUGUUGGCUUAAUACCUGAAGGAGAAGGCCUAUACCGUAACUUAAUAACAAGCUUUAUCAAUUGGUGCGAUGAAAAUUUUCUCCAGUUGAAUGUCUCAAAAACAAAAGAAAUGGUUGUUGAUUUCAGGAGGGGGAAACACCUGAUUACAGAUCUCAACAUAAAAAAUCAAAAUGUGGAGAAAGUUGGGGCAUACACGUACUUAGGUGUCAGCAUUAAUAAUAAGCUAACAUGGCAUGAGCACGGCCAAAUCCUGUAUAAGAAAUUCAACCAAAGACUGUUCUACGUCAAAAAACUGUACAAUUUUGGCGUAAACAAGCAAGUCGUUAACUUAUUCUACAGUGCAACUAUUAGAAGCCUGCUUAUUUUCAGUAUUACCUGCUGGGGUGGAAAUUCAACAUCUGAUAUUAAACACCGCAUAAACCGACUAAUCAAGAAAACUAAAAACAUAACACAAACUAAACAUCCUUCACUUGAAGAACUAUUUGAAGAAAGAUGUUUUUGCAAAACUAAACACAUUUUGGAUGAUACAUCCCACCCUCUUCAUCACAGAUGUUUAGGAUCGGGCCAUUCAGGACGAAUUCUUUCCAUCAGAGCGAGGACUGACCGAUAUAAAAAUUAUUUUGUUCACCAAUCUGUACAAAUUUACCGGCAUGCUUCCUCUGAAGUCACACAUCUGAAUGAGAACUAAUAAGUCCCCGAUUUUGCUAAGAGAACUCACUGAAAGGCUUUUUGAAAUAAUUUAUUAUAAAUGUCUUGUGUUCAAAUUGUUUUAUUUAUGUGCUGAAAAUGUAUAACACAAUCAAAAAACAUUUCCAUAUAUUUGGAUCAAUAAAAGAAUCAUCUCAUGAAAACUAAUUUAUCAAAAUUUUAAAUUUCAAAACUCAUUUAACUUCUAACAUAAUUUUAAAUUUUAUUAAACUGUAGUUUGUGUUUUAAGAGUCCACCAUUAGUUUCAUCAAGAUGCACCAAUCAUCAUCAAAAGGGUUCCCUUUUUUCCAAUCGCUGUAGUUAAAUUUACCUUGGUCUUUAGGCUUCAUUCUUUUUUUUUUUUUUUUAUAUUAAAGUUAUAAUUUUUUUUACCUUUUCUAUAGCUUGUGGAGCUACUAUUGCUAACAGAACUGAUGAACUGAAGGAAGAGGAUAUUGGUACGGGAUGUGGUUUGUUUGAAGUCCAGAAGAUAUCUGAUGAGUAAGUGUGCAUUAGAAAAUAGUGUUUUUAUUUUUGAGUAUGUGUUUUCUUUUAUAUAAAUUGGAAAUCCAACAGCAGUCCUUUUCUUCCUUAAAUAUGUCACCAACCCACUACGACAGGGGUCGGGAACCUAUGGUUCACGAGCCAGAUGAGGCUCUAUUGAUGGCUGCAUCUGUCUCGUAGACAAAUGUUCGAUUAUAAAAAAAGUCGCAUUAAUGGUAAGAAAUACUCAUUAUUGAUUAGCAACAAUGUUAUUAAAAAGAAUUCAGACAUAAUUAUUGCAGUUUUAGUGUUGAAAUUACACAAAAUGCACACAUUUACUUGAAUUUUUAGUUUUAAACAUAAUGUAUGGCUCUCACAGAAUUACUUUUCAAAAUAUGUGGUGUCAUGGCUGUCUCAGACAAAAAGGGUUCCCGACCCCUGAGCAUUCAUUAAAAAAAAUUUGUACUAAUCUUUUCCUGUAAUUUCAUCCCCACCUCCCCUUGUCACAAUCUUUCCAUCUCAUCACCCCUACGUUGCCCAAUCAUUUUCAUAACACUCAGCAUUUUUCCACAUUAACACCAUCUAAUCCCCUAUUCUCUCCUGCAGGCUGCUCCACCUUAGAACAAUGUAAACCCAUGCAUUCCUCUCAUCCCUAUCAUCCCCAAUCCUUACUCCUUUAAACCCUCCUCUCACCCCAAUAUCUUAUCUUACCUCUCAAUCCUUUCUCAUCCGAUCCCCCUACCAGCUGCCUUCAUACUACCAGUUUAACAUAAAUAUUAGUGAAAAUAUUUUUACAUUUAAAAACUCUUAUGUUUUAAUUACAACACAUUCAAAUUAUUACUCUUAUCCUUUUAUUGAUAUUUAUACCACUAUCCCUUGUAAUUUUAUUUUAAUUAUGCAUUAAUUUUUUUUAAAAAGGCCUCAAAAUGAAGAUAAGAAUCAUAAAAAAAAAAUAUUUAAAUCUGUUCCUUGAGAGUCAUAGAAGUAAGCAUUAUUAAUAAUUUUGGAAAAAUAAUUGAACACAUAAAAGAUAGUGAAGCAGAUAGUGAUUUGAUAUCUUAGACAUUACUUUUACUUCAUUUUGUUCUCCAUGAGAUUAAAAUUGACUUGCAAAUGUAUUAUUUUCUCAGAUACUUUACGUUCCUAACUGAAUGUAAAAAUCCAAAAGCAUGUACCAUACUUCUUCGUGGUGCCAGCAAAGAUAUCCUUAAUGAGGUUGAAAGGAACUUGCAAGAUGCUAUGAAUGUUGCACGAAAUGUCAUGGUGGAACCUUACCUUGUACCUGGAGGAGGUGCAACAGAGAUGGCUAUCGCCCAGGUUAAUUUAGCAUUCAAUUAUAUUUCUUUCAACCCUUAAAUUGGCACAUUAACCUUACUUUUACACACGUUAGAGUUUGAUAAAUAACUUUUUUUUUAGCUUAAGUUCCAUACACAUUUUAAUUCUUUUUUUUUUUUUAAUUUCAGCUUUUAAAUGAAAGAGCUAAAAGCAUUACUGGAGUGCACCAGUGGCCAUAUCGUGCCAUUUCUAGAGCUUUAGAGGUUAUUCCUCGUACACUUAUUCAGAACUGUGGUGCUAAUACUAUCAGGACACUUACUGCCAUCAGAGUGAGUUUUUUUUUUUGCAUUCAUUUCUUUGCCUUAUUUAAUCAACAACUGAAACAUUUUAAAAUGAGAUAUUGCUGUGGAGCUCUGAUUUUAAUGGCUUGCAAGAUUCACUUUUUAUGUCUGUCUAAAAAAAAUCAAAUAAUGGUGUUAAUUGGGUAAUGGUGAGCAAUCCCAUCGCCUCAAUGAAAAGUGAACCCCUUUUCUCUGUAUAAUUACUUUUAAUUGAAGUCGCAGUAGUAAAAAGUAUUUUAAACAUAAAAAUACUGAUGUCAUCAACUUAUUUAUGCCUACAGUGACUUGCUGCUUAUGUAGUUUUAAAAAUUAAUUACAAACCUGCCAAACCAUCCGAUUAUGUCGGAAUUAUACAGAUUUUUUUAUCCCUCAUUCCCACAAACCAGCUAAAAUUCUCAUUUUCCGAAUGUCUGGUUUUUUCACCCAUUAUAAAAAUCCGAAAGCGACAUAAAAUACAUUUUUUUAAAUACGAAAUUGGGUACGACCGGAAGUGGUGCAUUUCGAUGAUGCCACUUCCUUUGUUUUUACGAACUGUCUACAUGUCCGGCCACUGAACAAAUAAGUUCUCGAAAUAUUUUUCCGGCUAUUAAAUAUUUAACCAAGUCACAUGUCGUAACAAAGUUGCGCGAGAUAUUUAUCCAUCGGCCUUAUCAUGAAGGAAAUAUUUCUCUAGCCAACUCCCAUAGUUUUAAUGCCAAAGUCAAAGAAAUGUUUCCAGUCUCGCAGUUUACUAGAAGAUAGUGAAGAAAAAUACCCUCAAUCUCUUAAAAUCCAACAAUAUCAUCAUAAAAUCGUUCAAUACAUUAACUUAAUAGUAAAAAAAACACACAGUAUAUAUUUAGUGCACACACCUCAAAAUCGUACAUUGUAUGCCAAAAUCGUAAGAGUAAACAGGUCUGAAAUUACAAUGACAAUGAAACGCAAGCUUCUAACUUGCUUGCGACUAAAAUCAGUUGCAAUGCUAACCUUCAGUUGUCCAAAGAGCUGUUGGACAAGUGAAAAAGGGCCACUAGGGAUAUACUGGAAACCUGAACUCUUAGCAGCCUUUGUACAUAUUUAAAUAACAUCAAUAUUCUGUCCUGUAUAUAUCUGUAUAUAAACAUUUCCAGUAAUGUCUUUUUUUUGUGUUCUGUGGACUCUUCAAAGAAAAUGGAGGUAACUUGAUAUUUCUUUAUUUCCUAAAAAAAAAGUCUUGUGCAUUAGUAUGUAGAUCUUAAACCAAUGUGCAACCCCUACAGAUUUUUUUUUCUUGGCAGGUCUGUAAUUUUUACUGGGGGAAAAAAGAAUUGGAAAAGUUUGUGUGUGUAAAUAUAUGAAUUUUUUCUUCAUUUGAAUAAGGCACCACAUAAUCUGCUAUAAUACAGUAGUAAUAUUUAUAAUAUUUAAAAAAAACUAAGCAUGCCUCGUCUGGAUUUUUGGUAAUAAGCUGCAAGUUCUAUACUCUAAUAAUGCACCAGUGGUUUAAUUAUCAGUCUUCUGCCGUUAAAGGGAGCUUGAGCCUAAGAAUGGGACCACACCAGGAAGUCUUCGUGCCACCUUUCACAUUGAAUGAUUUUGAGCGGCACUAUAUAAGUGCACGUCAGCAAAAGCACCAGGCCCAUACAAAAUACACAAUGAAAUGAUCACCCACUUGGGUAGAAAAAUGAAGAAAAAGUUGUUGGAUCUCUCUCACCUGCUAGUCAAAACCAAUUUAAGUCCAACUGGCCGAGCCGCACUCACGUUGCUAAUGAGUCUCAAAAACCGUGAUUUUCCGACUCGGUCAUGGGUUGUGAUUUAAAUGCAUACAAAAAUAUUUUGUUAUGUAAAUCCUUGUCUGCGCUCUAAGAUUCUUGUGAACAGGAAAAUAGCCUUACUUAUCAGGUUCAUGUCUUUUGAGACAAACCAAAGAGAUGUCAAGAGUAAAUUAACCAAAUAUUUAUACACAUCUUUAUUCUUUUAUAGAUACAAUCAUGUCAACAUAAGUUCAUUCUCUUCUUGAGUUGUUUGAUAUAUAGUAUACAGUGCCCCUAGUAAGGUCAGCUGGUGUGAGCUUCUCUCCACCUGAUAUAUAGUGCCCCUAAUAAGGUCAGCUGGUGUGAGCUUCUCUCCACCUGAUAUAUCCUUACAUCCCUACAAGACAACUACAUUCUUCCAUUGACAGUAGAACCCUCUCAAUCCCAAGAACCAAAACUAAGACCAUUGGUGAACGCUCCUUCUGCUUCCAUGGGCCCACGUUCUGGAACCAGCUCCCCUUCCAUAUCCGUCAUUGUGAAACCUCGUCCAUUUUCAAAAAGUCCCUUAAAACUCAUCUGUUUAGGUCCGCCUAUGACCUGUGAUGCACCCUCCUUGCCCUGCCUCAUUUUCUGUUUCGGGUUGAUCCUGAAGUAUAGGCCAAAACGUGUCAAAGUGUCCUCGUUUUAUAGCCAUUUUCAUUGUUUCUAUAGAAUAGUAGUUACUAUCCUAGUGUCUCAUUUUUAUUUUACUUAGUUUACAUGUUUUUAAUAAUUGUAAAGCGCUUAGAGCUUUAUGGUAAGCGCUAUAUAAAAAUGCCUAAAUAAAUAUAUAGUGCCCCUAAUAAGGUCAGCUAGUUUGAGCUUCUCUCCACCUGAUAUAUAAUAAUAAUAAUAAAUUUCAUUUCAAAAACACGCUUCAUCCCCAAAGGCUCGAAGCGCGGUACAAAGUCAACAAAAAAAAAAUCUUAAUUUACCACAUUUAAAACAAACGCAACACUAAAAAAACUAAUUACAAGCAUACAAUGGCAAAGUCUUUCUAGCCAUUUCAACCAUAAGCAACACAGCCAUUAUGCAUUAACUGGGAAAUAAGGUAGACAAUCAUCCCAGAAGGUGUUUGCGAAAUAGAUGUGUCUUUAAAUCGGUUUUAAAGGACUCCAGUGUCUGGUUGUUUCUCAGAUCGACAGGAAGGGCGUUCCAAAUUGUUGGACCAGCAAAUGCGAAAGUGCGCUUUCCGUAAGUCUCAAGGCAAACACGUGGUGUCGAGAGUUUGCCACUAUCGGAUGAGCGGAGCUCUCUAAUGGGUACAUAAGGCGUCAGCAGCUCUUUCAGAUAGGACGACGCCAGGUCAUGUAAGCAACGGUAGCACAAAGUUGCGAUUUUGUACUCUAUGCGAGCACGCACCGGCAGCCAGUGCAACUCUCUCAGAAGUGUUUUUGCAUGGUCGAACUUGCGUUUGCGGAGAACAAUGCGAGCCGCAUUAUUCUGUGCUAUUUGAAUUUUAUCCAGGAGCGUAGCUGGAAGACCCACCAUGAGAGCAUUGCAAUAGUCCAUGCGUGAUAGCACAAAUGCAGCCUCUUUGUUGCAUCAAUUGUUAGGAAGGGCCUGAUUGUGGUGAUCUGACUUAUGACUUAUUAGAGAGGAGUGUCUCUCGUAUGAGAUCUCCUCUUGGCACUCUGUCUAGGGAUAUGUUAUUUAAGCCGAAUAACCACACGGACAUAACACCUAUCUAUAUACAUAUAGUAUAGACUGAAACGAAGUCUUAGUUAAAGGUGAAAUUAACUACAAAUAUUUAUUACACAAUAAUAUUUACAACUUCCUACGUGAAACACUCGUGGUGCUCAAUGUAUAUACAUCAAACGGAUUUCAUCCAAUUAGAAAGGUAUAUUAACACAAAGCAAGUGUCCCUAACAUACAUGCGGUAUCAUCAUUACUACUGCUAUAUUGCUCAAGUUCUAUGCUCGUUCUUGGUAAACUUAGCCUUUAUAGAUUCUGUGAUGGUCUCGGUGGAUCACACAGUGUGGGAGUCCUUCUGUUCAAGAAGCAGUGUCCCUGUUCCGGCCUUCGGUGCUGUUCUGAGCGUAGCGAAGUCGGAGUUCCCGGUCGUAGAGUCCUUGGGAUGUCUGCGAGGGGAAGAUGACUCUCCCGCGAUAAAUCGUGGUGGUGAGAGUCCCUGGAUCUCGAAGUCCUAGCUGUCAGGUAGUUUGGUGUAGGAUGUAGAUCAUCCCCUAGUUCCAGCUCGAGGUAAGUCGGUCCAGUAGUAGAAACCAGGCUAAAGGCAAAAUGAUACAAAAUUGGAUAAGUAUCCAGGCGAAUAUCCAUAAGCUGAUAAGUCCCGUUCCAACAGCAACGAAUUCAGAUCGAUGUAUGGAAGGUGACAUAGCUAGUGCAUAUACAUCCAAAUGGUGGAUGUGAUUAUAAGUCUUGUCAUUGUCGGCGGGAGCAUAUGUUGCAUCGCGACAAUGUUAGACCACUCAAACAUUUUAAUUAAUGACAUGUGGGACAUGGUAUCAAUAACAAUCUUUAAAUUUACAGGCCCAUAAUAUACAUAUUGUCUUCUCGUUAAGAGGGACAUGGGCGAGUUGGAACAACAACCUACCAUCCCCAUGAUGGGAUGGCCGCAUGUCGAAGCCCACAGCAAAAACAAUAAUAUAAUCCAUAAUAUCAAUAUAAAGUGAAUAUAGGCAUUAUUGAAAUAGGAUCAACCACGAUCGAAUAUUUGCGACAUAGCGAAUGAACAAUACAAGUGCAAUACCAAAAUCAUGGUUGCGUACUUACUAGUACUCCAGGUAGCAGUUGAAGUUAAGUAUCACGCCAGUGAAGUGCUAAGUCUAGAUCACUUCAAGCGUCCACAAUCAAGUGAUCAGAUCUUAAAGUCAUGUACUUGCUAAUAUCCUAGGAUGCAGUUAUGUACCAUGCUGACGAAGUUCUGAGUGCAGAUCCUUCCAGCAUUCACCGUCAAGUGAUCAGAUCAUAAAAGGCAGAAUCUUGCUUGUUCGGGCUAUUUAUUCGAGUUCGAUGACGAUUAGCUGAUGGUUCAAUUGGGUGAUUCACAUGAGGGGUCAAUUUUCCAUCCAAUGAAAAUCACUUUCACUGUUGCGGGUUUGACCUUCAACCCUCAAGGUUAAUCGGACUGAGGUGACCAUCCUUUUUCAGGCUUUGGCGUGAGUUCUCUGUCUAGACAAUGCAUUUCCAGCAAGGGACGAUACUCCGCCUUGCUGUCUACAGGGCAAAAAUGAGGGGGGGAAUGGUAUUAUUUCCUCAAGGUUGUUCGGUGGGAUGGUUGACCGCAAAUAGCAUGUUCGGGGGGUGAGCGAACUGGUGCAGGAAUGUGAUAUCACAAGGGAACUCACUCGUUCAGAGCGACUUCGGGGCAACUUGAGGGGAGGGAAAGGAGUUAUUAUACAAGGGUUUCCAAGGGCGGCUUUACGAUAUAAGAAAUUUUACAAAGUCCAGCCUCAGAUCGUCACACUGAUGUGACUAAUCCUGCGCAGCUCCAGAAAAAUCGCCUUGCAUAGCAUGUUAAUAUGACUUUCAAAAGUUAGUCUUCUAUCUAGGUAGACACCCAGGUACCGCACUGUUAGAGCUAACUCAAUACACACACCUGAGAGAGUAAUGGAUGUUGUGUUAUUUGCAGAUUUCUGCUUCUGAGCGGUCGCAAUGGGGAGCAGCUCAGUCUUAUCAUCAUUUAAUUUGAGCUUGUUAAUGGUCAUCCAGUGCUUUACCGACUCCAUUGUCUUCUGUGUCAUACUGAGCAGCUGAGGGAACUGAGAAGGGAUCACAGAUUGAUGAAGUUGUGUAUCGUCCGCGAACAUGUGAUACAACAUGUCAAACUGCCUGAUCUCUGCACCCAGGGGCUGAAUGUACAUCGUGAAAAGCACCGGGCCUAGGACCGAGCCCUGGGGUACUCCGAAUUCGAUAUUAGAUUUCUUCGAGGUCAAGCCGUUUGAAAUUACUGACUGGACCCGAUUAGUGAGAUACGAUCGGAACCAACACAGGACGGUAUCAGUGAGACCGAACGUUUGUUGCAGACGCUGGAGCAGUAUGCCGUGGUUGAGCGUAUCGAAAGCUGCCGAUAAAUCGAGUAAAGACAAAAUCGAUACCCGGCCCUCAUCAGAAGACGACAGAAGGUCGUUUACGACGCGCAACAGAGCUGUCUCAGUAGAGUGAUGCACCCUGUAUGCUGAUUGGAAUGGUUCAAACAAGUCAAACUGAGUGAGGUGAUCCAGGAGUUGGCGGAGAACGACUUUUUCUAAGAUUUUAGAAAUAAAUGGUAGAUUUGAGAUGGGGCGGUAAUUUUCCAUCACAUUUGGGUCAAGAUUUGAUUUCUUUAAUAGUGGAGUGACGAUCGCCUCUUUAAAAGAUGAUGGAACAAUACCAGUAGCUAAGGACUGAUUUAUGAUAUAAGUGAUGAUGGGGACUAUUUCAUCCAGACAUUCAUACAAGAGCCCUGCUGGAAGAAGGGUCAAGCGAACAUGAAUACGGCGCCCCUAAUCAGGUCAGCUAGAGUGAGCUUCUCUCCACCUAAUACCCACUUGUUGGCCAUAUUUUCAACGUUUGAAAGACAAACCCCAAAAUAUUCUCUGGUUGAAUCUAACUUAUAUUCACCUUUUUCUUCUAAUUUAGGCAAAGCAUUCACUACCUAAUAAUACAACAUGGGGUAUUGAUGGUGCUACUGGAAACAUUGUUGAUAUGAAAACUUUUGGUGUCUGGGAACCCAUAUCUGUCAAACAACAAGUGUACAAAACAGCCAUUGAGGUAUGAGAGGAAACAGUUAUUUAAAGCUUUCAAGAUAAUAAUGUUGGUUGAAGAUUGCUUUUUAAUAGAAAAAUAUUAAUGCUUUGAGGGUAGAAUUUUUAAAUUAAAUUGAGAGUAAUAUGUUUUUAACAAAAUUAAAUUGAGAGUAAUAUGGUUUUUUUUUAAAUUGAGAGUAAAAUGUUGUGUUUUUAAAUUGAGCGUAAAAUGUGUUUUUUUUAAAUUGAGAGUAAAAUGGUUUUGAAAACGUAUUUUCCGUUCAUGUGCAGACUGCCAUCCUGUUGUUACGCAUUGAUGACAUUGUAUCAGGUGUGAAGAAACAAGGAGGGGACUCUCACUCUGCUCCACAACAGGCACAAGCAUCUGAAGGACCAGAACAGUGAUGAGGCCGACUUGUGCAUUGUCAUUUUUGCUAUUUCACAUUUGUAAUGCAUCCCUUUUUCAUACAGUUGAGUUAGCUUGAACUUUUUGGGAGAUGUAUUCAAAGUAUUUAAGCAAUGAAAUGGAUGUCUGUGUGUGUGUGUUUACUGUUCUGCUUCUGUGAUUAGCUCAUCAUUUUCAAUUUUAUUCUUAUUAGCAACUUUUCUUACAGCAUUUGAUACUUUAGUUAUGGUACAUUUUAAAGUAUAUGCAAUUUAUGGUUUUUCUCAGAGGAAUCACUCUAAUUAAUAUUGUUUAAAAAUUUUUGAAGAAAUUACAAUAAAUUGAAAUCCAUAAAUUUUCUAGGAACAAAUGAAUAGUUAAUUGUUUUAUAUUUGUGUACUUUCAUUUGAACAAAUUUUAAGGAAAUUUUGAUUUGGCUCCAGGAUAUAAUAAUUUGUACUUUCCAUACUCAGUAUUUAAAAACGUUCUUAAUAAAAUAAAAUCAUUUUUUAAUAAUUUCUUUUCACUUUAAAUUUUACUGUUUUUUUUUAAUUAAAAAAGGUGUUUUUGCAUUGUUGCUUAGCAAUGUUAGUGGUUUUAAGAUACUCUGCUGAAGCUGUGUUUCCCAACAUUUUCUGUACUCUUCAUCCCUGAGUAACAACGUAUUGUUGAACUAAGUCUGGCAUCCCCUUCUAAAGUAAUGAUGCAUUUUAAAACUGGAAAAAACAGGACUAGCGUUUUUUAAAUUGCAUUACAAUUACCAUGAGAUUUGUAGAACUUAAAAAUAUAAGCUUGUGACUUAUUACAAUUAGUAACAUGUUAAUUUUAUUUUUAAAAUAUAUAUAUACAAAUAUUUAUAUGCAAAAGUCCUUGCCUCCUCUGUCUUGUAAUCUUUUCGUGGCACACCCUUAUACUUAUAUGCAACCUUGCACUCCCUGGAACUUGAGGUGCUCGCACUGUUGAGAAAUCCUGGUCUAAGGAUUUCCAUUUUAUAUUAAUAUAUUGGUCUGUCUUUAAUACUAAUAGUAAUUUUGCUUAGCUUCAGGUUUGUUCUCAACAAUUGUGUAACACAAGCUUUAAAGAUAAAAUUCACCUUUUCCUAGGAGUUUUGAUUACUUAUGUGAAUGGUCUUCUGAUUAUUUUCUUUUAAUUCAGUGCAAGCGCAAGCUCCAAGCUAUUAUUGAAUUAAAAGAAAUUUUAAAAAAUAAAUUUAUAAAUUAUAAUCAAAUACAUAUAAUAUUUAUUUCAAAUGAAAUAAGGCACUAUGUUUAAGGCUACAUACACAUAAGACAUUCACAUAGUGAUAUCACCAGAACAUAAGUCAUCUAUUCUUGCCCAUUUUUGUAUGUUGUCAUACAAACAAGAGAGCACAAUUAUUGUUAGCACUUAUAAUGUAACAAACAAAUAGCUGCAACACACUAUUAAAAAAUAUUAGAAAUAUGUUGUCUGAUUCCUGAUUUAGUUAGUACUCGCCUUUUUUAAACAUCAGUUUGAAACCUCAC
This is a messenger RNA of Lymnaea stagnalis (great pond snail), 20739 nucleotides long. The record is from the annotation of a GenBank genome assembly. Lineage: Eukaryota; Metazoa; Mollusca; Gastropoda; Lymnaeidae.